CUCUUUACCUGUCCCUCUCCUGCUUUACCCAGCCCUUCAGAUGGCACAUCCCGUUUUGCUGUAGGGCAUUGCUGGGGGUUUGCUUUCCUCGGUUUAGAGCGCUCGGGUUUAGGCCGAUCUUCAGGAGAGGAGCCUGGAGGUCUCUGAGCAGCCAGGAGAGGGCAGCAGCCCGGCCGCGGGGGCUCGGGCUGGGGAAGGGCACCCUCGCGGAGGAGAUUGCGGCGGACCCGGAAGUACUCGGCCGCAGUCGCAGCCCCGGCCCGCCGGAGGGGGAAAAAGGCUGGGUGCCGCCGCCCCCCAGCUGCGCAUCCCCCAGGAAUUCUCGGGCAGGAACUUGGCUGUGUUGUCCUGCCUCAGAGACAAACUCAUCUGUUGUAGGCCUAGCGUGGGUUGCUGCCUUUGAAAACCAGGAAAGUUCAGUAGAACAUCAACCACAGCGUGGAAUUUCCAGGGAGGUCUCAUUUCAAAACUUCAUAGAGAACAGGAACCACCUGGACUUCUGUGAGGGCAAUGAUUAAACUGGCCUGAGUUUGAAUGAAAGGAUAAUGUGUGCCCAACCUGUAGCUAACACCAAGGAGGUCAAGUGGCAGAAGAUCUUGUAUGAGCGACAGCCCUUUCCAGAUAACUAUGUGGACCGGCGGUUCCUGGAAGAGCUUCGGAAAAACAUCCAUGCGCGGAAAUACCAAUAUUGGGCUGUGGUAUUUGAGUCCAGUGUGGUGGUCCAGCAGCUGUGCAGUGUUUGUGUUUUUGUAGUUAUCUGGUGGUAUAUGGAUGAGGGUCUUCUGGCCCCCCAUUGGCUUUUUGGGACUGGCCUGGCUUCUUCACUGAUUGGGUAUGUUUUGUUUGAUCUCAUUGAUGGAGGUGAAGGGCGAAGGAUGAGUGGGCAGACACGGUGGGCUGACCUGAAGAGUGCCCUAGUCUUCAUUACUUUCACUUAUGGGUUUUCACCAGUGCUAAAGACCCUGACAGAGUCUGUCAGCACAGACACCAUCUAUGCCAUGUCAGUCUUCAUGCUGUUAGGUCAUCUCAUCUUUUUUGACUAUGGUGCCAAUGCUGCCAUUGUAUCCAGCACACUGUCCUUGAACAUGGCCAUCUUUGCUUCUGUAUGCUUGGCAUCACGCCUUCCCCGGUCCCUGCAUGCCUUCAUCAUGGUGACAUUUGCCAUUCAGAUUUUUGCCCUAUGGCCCAUGUUACAGAAGAAACUAAAGGCAUGUACUCCCCGGAGCUAUGUGGGGGUCACACUGCUUUUUGCGUUUUCAGCCUUGGGAGGCCUACUGUCCAUUAGUGCUGUGGGAGCCAUACUCUUUGCCCUUCUGCUGGUGUCUAUCUCAUGUCUCUGUCCAUUCUACCUCAUUCGCCUGCAGCUUUUUAAGGAAAACAUUCAUGGGCCUUGGGAUGAAGCUGAAAUCAAGGAAGACUUGUCCAGGUUCCUCAGCUAAAUUAUGACAUCCAUUACAUAUUAAGGCAAGCUGAUAGAUUAGCCUCUUAACUAGUAUAAAACUUGAAGACUGAGUUCCAUUCUGGAAGCAGCAUGUCAUUGUGGUAAGAGAACAGAGAUCAAAACAAAAAAACGAACCAAAAGCUGAAAACAAGGAAAAGUUGGUAGAACAUCAACCGCAGCAUGGAAUUUCCAGGGAGGUCUUAUCUCAAAACUCCCUGGGUGGUAAGGGAGCUCAUCCUUUCUAUUAUUUUGUGGAUGAAAAAACUUUCUGGGUCUCUCUUGAAUUACACACUGUAACAUAUGAAGUGAUGUGGUUUCUAUUAAAAAAAUAACACAUUCA
Saimiri boliviensis boliviensis (Bolivian squirrel monkey) is the source of this 1781-nucleotide messenger RNA. RefSeq names its product phosphatidylinositol glycan anchor biosynthesis class C (gene PIGC). Gene Ontology annotation, cellular component: membrane; glycosylphosphatidylinositol-N-acetylglucosaminyltransferase (GPI-GnT) complex. The record is from RefSeq and is a predicted model, not a curated record. NCBI's taxonomy places the organism in Eukaryota, Metazoa, Chordata, Mammalia, Primates, Cebidae. Gene Ontology annotation, biological process: GPI anchor biosynthetic process.